AUGGCGCCAAGCGGUGAAGCCGGAUUUCAGCUGCAAUUUGCGGAUCUUGUGCCGCCAUUGACGACGGAGAAGUUUUUGAAGGAGCACUGGGGAGUGAAGCCGUUUGCCACUUCUCUGAGUGAGGACAUGUUCACAAUAAUCAGCGUUGGUUUCUAUGACGGAAACAUGGCAGAAUGCGUGGCAAAUUGCCGCAAGGAGGACAACUCCAGUUUUACGGAGUCUGAGUUGGAGGCCUUUCAAUCUGACUUGGAUCAGCGCAGGAGUGUCAUCUUGCCUUUCUGCUUCACGCCAGGGGCACUGGAUAUAAAACGAGCCUUCGUGAGGGACUGCUCAGGGUAUGGUAACGACAUUGAAGUGGGCAUGUACUUCUCGCGGCCUGGGGUGGAGCCAGCGCCAUGGCAUUAUGAUGGGAAUCACAACGUUACCAUCCAGAUUGUGGGUGAGAAGGAUUGGCACUAUUCCCCAGGCAAUCCUAACACACUCGGAGGGUCGCGUGGCAUAUUUGACGCGCCUGGGAACUUCCUUGAGCAGCAAAAUUCGAUUCCGAACACAGGCCGCGCAGGGUCAGGGCGGUCCCUGAAUCGCGUCCUACGCUGCUUUAGCCUUCGGCCGGGUUCUGUCCUGUAUGUUCCUCCUGGACAUUGGCAUUCUGUGCAUCCAGUGAAAGGUGAGUGCGUGUCAGUGAAUCUGCGGGUGGCGAAUCUUGUCCACGCCAAAUGGAUCAGUGAGGUCUUGUUCGCCUCCCUAAUCUCUGUGGCAAGGCACCAGCCAGUUCCAAUGAUCGUAAAACCUCCCGACUUCCAGGGAUUCAGCAAUUCUAUCCAGGGACAGGUGGAUUUGGCAACCCAGCAGCUACCGGCUGCGAUGCGACGCUGUCGUCCACCUCGAUGUUUUCCGUUCGAGGAGGAGUACUCUGAUGGGCUGAGGUUAGGGGCUUCCUUGGCAUAUUUGGUCGCCCAAAACUUUGUCAUCGACAGCCUUCCACCCGAUGACAUCAUGGUUGAGGUGAGUCCAUUGGUGUCAAUCCUUCCAAAGGAGAGGGAUGAAAACUCCUUGGUCAUCGACCUUCGAUCCGUCUCUAGCCUGACGGGAUCGGAAUAUUUGAGGUUUUCGCUGCAUUGCGGUGCUGCAUUGCUGGAAGUUGUGGAUAGACUUGCAUGUCACGGGAAGGCACGCGUAAGCGAGCUGAAGUCUGCUUGUGGUGGCAGUGAACGAAAGCAGAAGAAGAGGCGGCGCAGAGAGUUGCAGGACAAAGACGAUGCGGUUCUGCUGCUUCGAGUUCUUCUGCAUGCCAACGACAUUCCGUUCUUUGAGCAGCUAUUCCUGCAACCUCAGACGCAGGCUCGAAUGCUGGAGGCGGAAGCAGAGGCCAGAGAUGCACUGCUUCAACUUUUCCGCGAUCUUUGCCGAAAGCACGGUGCUGUCUAUGACCUUUGCCCGCUCCUUCGCCCUGUUCGUAGAGAAGUGCCUGAAAGUGGUGCCCAUUCGCCCAGUGCUGUAAUUUCGAAAGGUCCCACCAUGCCGCCAGCGGUGCGACUUGUUGAUGCUGGCAACACCCUUGUUGAGCUUCGUGCCAACUUAACCGAACCUUUCGUCCGUGCUGUGGCUGCGCGCUAUGCGCAGAGGGAAGAUGUGGAGGCAGUGGGGCAGCAACAAGUCCGGAGAUACCAUGUCAGCACCGUGUAUCGGGAGGCACCAAGCUCGGAAGUCUAUGCACAAUCACAGUUUGGACAUCCUCGUGAAGUUUCUUCUGCGGUCGUGCAGUUCUUUUGGCAGCCACCGAUGAGCGGAAACGGAAAAGACCAGGACACCUCGGACUCCCUGGGCCCGUUCGGCUAUGCCCGAGCAUUUAGGAGAGCCUUGCAACGGGACAUGGCAUACAUGCAGGAGGCAGAAUUGCUUCACACCCUCGCAGAGCUAUUCAGCGUUGCCAAUCUGUCUAGCCGUGUUGAGCUCCAUUUGUCGGACACGCGGCUUCUUCGCCUUUUAUUCGAGGCGGCGUACCAGAAAGCGUUGCGCGAGGUGCAUACGGCUGGUACAAGCAAGUCAGGACAGAAGGCACCCCAAACUGAUGCAGACCGAAGUGCCAGUAGUGUAGGGGAGCGCCUUCGCACUCGUGUGUUGGAGGCGUUGAGGAGACAAGCCAUAGCAUCCGGAGGAGACAAACUCGCCAGCAAUCAGAGUGGCAGCAGCGGAAGCAGCACUAUUCCAGUUCAAGAUGCACCUCGAAUUCCAUCUGCUGCACUGGAACGAGCAGCAGCAGAGCUUGCCGGAUUGCUGGCAGGAACCUCUUCACCUGAGGCACCCAAAACAGUGGCUGCCUUCCUAAGUGAGGUUGAAGAGCUGUAUGUGUCAUGGAAUCCUGCCCCUGCAUCUCCAAGAGCUUCAUCAGGAUCUCCAAGAGGAAAAUCCGAGUCAGCUGCUGAUGAUUUGAAAGAGGUCCUGCGAUCCUUGCGUGCGUUGGAUAGUGUUUUGGCAAGCCAAACUACCUGGCGUGGAGUCGUGAUCGACCCACAAAUGCCGGUGAAUUCCAUGUAUGGUCCUGGCUUGGUCUUCAGCGUUCUCAUGCAUUUGCAGGUGGCAUCGCCAACGAUGGUUUGUGUUGGUGGUCGAGUGGAUCACCUGGCGACAGAGUACAUGCGAUUGCAUGCGCCACAGGGCACAGUGGAUGAGGUUGCUGCGCAGCUCUCUCUACCAGGUUCUGAGAGCCUGUCCGCAAUCUCAGCGGAGCUAGCCAUGGACAAGUUGGCCGCAGGGUUGGUUCAACUUGCACAAGUUUCCUCAUCACAGGCUGCCAACAACAAGCGUGGGAAGAGCCAAGCACUUGCUUUAGCACCCUGGUGGCGACAGUCAGCGGCAUGCUGGCCAACGGUGCUUCUCGGACCAGCACAAGAAGAGAGGUCAACAGGAAGCGAACCGAGUGACUCAUGGCAUGUCGAGGUGGCAGCUGGGCUUUGGCGUUCUGGUGCCUGCUGCCAGCUUUGGCCGCCUUUCAUCGGCAUCGAUGCGAGAGUGGUUUCGGAAGCACAGAAAAGCUUAGCACAAUAUGGCCUGGACGGAAUUUCUGGGCCUUUGCCUCCAGAUUUCAUUGUCACAAUGCGCACAGAGAAGAGCGAAAAGAGAGAAUCUGAUGUGAAGGAAGAUGAUGGGACAAAGAAAGCCCAAAAAAACGACGAAGAUGUGGCCAUGGCCAAGAAAGAGACGAGGUUUUUCCUUCGUGCAAUUUCUGAUCAAGGUCACGAAGCUUUAGACAGGGCAGCGAAGGAUGCUGGUGGUGGCCGUGUGUUCGAAGGUCGAUCAAAGUUGGUGGAUUUCUUCGAGCGUUUGGCUCGUCGUCAUGCUGGUACUGCCGCAUCGCGCUUUGCUCACACCAGUUGA
Molecule: messenger RNA, 3378 nt
Organism: Cladocopium goreaui
Lineage: Eukaryota; Dinophyceae; Suessiales; Symbiodiniaceae
Source: the annotation of a GenBank genome assembly